Messenger RNA from Cicer arietinum (chickpea), 1086 nucleotides. Its product is annotated as 1-aminocyclopropane-1-carboxylate oxidase homolog 3-like. Lineage: Eukaryota; Viridiplantae; Streptophyta; Magnoliopsida; Fabales; Fabaceae. The record is from RefSeq and is a predicted model, not a curated record.
AACAAUGACCGGUUGCAAGAAUUAAAAACUUUCGAUGAAUCGAAAAUAGGCGUUAAAGGACUCAUUGAUUCCGGCAUUACCAAAAUACCGUCAAUAUUUAUUAUGUCACCAGAAGAUACUGCAGCCAUCGACACGACUUCGAUGCAUAUCACAAUUCCCAUAAUUGAUCUUAAAGAUAUUAUCGAAAAACGUGUGGAUGUUGUCGCCGCAAUCCGGAAGGCUGCCGGCACCAUAGGGUUUUUUCAAGUGGUGAAUCAUGGAAUACCUUUAAAAUUAUUGGAGGAGAUGAUGACGGCGGCGCGUGAGUUUCACGAGCUUCCACAAGAGUUGAAGGCUGAGUAUUUUAGUAGAGAGCCAAUGAAAAAAGUGAAGUAUAGAACCAAUUUUGAUUUGUAUAAGUCAAAGUUUGCCAAUUGGAGAGACACACUUUCUUGUGAUAUGGCUCCUGAAAUUCUUGAUCCACAAGAAUUGCCUCCUAUUUCUAGGGAUGUAACAAUGGAAUACUCUAGGCAAGUUCAAGUAUUUGGGACCCUUGUAUUUGAACUAUUAUCAGAAGCACUUGGACUAAAGAGUGAUUAUCUUGAAAAAAUGGAUUGUGUAAAAGGGCACCAAAUUCAUAAUCACUAUUAUCCACCAUGUCCCCAACCUCAACUCACUAUGGGAAUUACCAGUCAUUCUGAUCCUGAUUUCCUUACCAUUCUUCUUCAAGAUCACAUUGGUGGACUCCAAGUUCUUAGCAAUAAUGGUUGGGUUGAUGUUCCUCCUCUUCAUGGAGCUUUGUUAAUAAACAUUGGAGAUAUGUUACAACUAAUAUCCAAUGACAUAUUCAAAAGCGUGCAACACCGUGUGCUAGCAAACCGUCAUAAAAGCCCAAGAGUAUCAGUGGCAUGCUUUUUCACUCUUGGUUUCCAUCCAACAACAAAAGUGUAUGGCCCCAUCAAGGAACUACUAUCAAAAGAUAAUCCUCCCAUUUAUAGAGAAACCUCAAUAAAAGAAUUUGUUACUUACUAUCAUAACAAGGGACUUGAUGGGAAUUCUGCUCUUUCCCAUUUCAAAUUACAACAUGUUGCUAAAGUAUCAACUUAA